GUACUGAAUAAGCGAAUGGAAUACUUUAUGGGAAGUACUGUGUAAUCAUGUACCAAAUUAGAAGGGAUGGAAAGAAAAAUUCGUAAGAAAUUUCAUGCAAAGGAGAACAAAAAAUACUUAGGUAUACUCUGGCUCAUGGAUAUUUAUGUCAGGUUGUUUUCAUACAUAUUGAAAGCUACAGCUACUCCAGAGCGACUCUCGUGCAGUAUCGCUUUCGUAGGCGGUGUUGAGGGGGGCAUUGUAUGGGUGGAGUUUGCCUGGACGGUUUUAUCGUCUAGAUACAUUUUUAUUGCACCGUCAAGACUGGGACAAAGGCACCGAAGCAAACGAGUUGCCUCGCUAACGGCCACGUUGCAGCACGGAUGCCAGCGGUCACUGCUGUCUUGGGUGUCCUUAGAGAUUGGCUGCUUUCAGCGGUGGCGAACCCAGCUUGAUUACCGGCACGGGAAAGUUCCAUUUAAAAAAUUUAUAAGCAAGACAAAACUCUUCUUUUGAGAAUCACGAGAGAAACGGUUCACGAGCAGUUAAUCCAGUGAGAAUAAAAUAUCUCCAAAUGCUCUUACGACAAUGCUGCACUUUUUUUCCUCCUAAUUAAACAAUUCUAUAGGUUAUCGUAGACUCUUUGUUAUCGUAUAAUUCCGGAGGACUGCUUAAAUAAGAUUUUAAUAUAACCUAACCUUAGAUUUUAUACAACCUAAAUCCAGUGUUUUAUUAACUGUCGAAAUCCGUGGCAUUGCUUUGUAUUCAUUAAAUUAACCCAAAUGGACACUCUACUUUUACGAGGUCGUCCAAGAAACUGGAACGAACCGGUUCGAUUAUAUUUUCAUCCAUAGAUUUUAGGUAAUAGUUUUAUGUAAAUAUUCCACUCCAAUAUCCAAUUGCAUAAUUUUUUCAAAUUACCUAUACGCACAAAAAACGAAUCUCGUUCACCCAUCAUUUCCGAAUAGACAUAAUACGUCACGUGGAUAUCCCGGUAAUUCUUCCUGUCCGAAUUAAACGAAGCUGCAACCUCAAGAAAUCUAUCUUGGUGUCGUGGACCAAGUGUAAUGCAGUUCCGGAGCGACGGCUCGCUUGAUCAAAGUGCGAACGAUCCAUCAGGAUAAGAGGGGAAACAAAGUGUGAGGUGAGAGGCAAGGUGGUAUAAGGCAGAAGAAAG
This is a messenger RNA of Cephus cinctus (wheat stem sawfly), 1156 nucleotides long. RefSeq lists its product as uncharacterized. The record is from RefSeq and is a predicted model, not a curated record. The transcript has 2 exons. NCBI's taxonomy places the organism in Eukaryota, Metazoa, Arthropoda, Insecta, Hymenoptera, Cephidae. Bases 67 to 495 code for a protein of 142 amino acids.